Messenger RNA from Sorghum bicolor (sorghum), 2624 nucleotides. RefSeq names its product rop guanine nucleotide exchange factor 9. Gene Ontology annotation, molecular function: guanyl-nucleotide exchange factor activity. The record is from RefSeq and is a predicted model, not a curated record. NCBI's taxonomy places the organism in Eukaryota, Viridiplantae, Streptophyta, Magnoliopsida, Poales, Poaceae. The coding region runs from base 494 to 2053 and encodes 519 amino acids. The transcript has 6 exons.
GCCCGGCCGAGAUGCGCCGCACGUUCGUCCCCGGCUUAAAUUAGGCGGGGCCGCCGCCGCCCUCCGCUCCUUUUUUUAGUUUUCCCUCGGGCCGGCCGUGUCCAUCGCCCCGCUCGCCUAAUUCAACCCCCCUCUCCUCGGCCGUCGUGCGCGACAUGCUCUCUCCUCCUCCAUCCCGCCCCGCCCACCGCUGCUCCCUUGCGUGAGCUGCCGCCCGCCGUCGCCGUGGGAUCGAUCGGUACGAAUCGGUCCAGAGCGCGGUGCAGCGAGCGGCCGGGAGCGAGGGGGUCGUCGUCGCGUCGCCGUCGGCCGUACGUCCGUCGUGCGUUCUUGGCCUAGCUUUGGUCGUCCGCGCGCGCGGCGGCGGCGUCAUCAGGUGUGGGAGCGGAGCCGGAGCCAGGGUGGCGCCUCGUGAGGCGGCGCGGCGGUGUAAGACCGCCGAGUGCCGCGCGCCCAGGCCUUGCGCGCCAAGCUCGAGGCGGUGAGCUGGGUGAUGGUGCGCUUCCUCCGGCGCGGACACAGCCUUGACAAGACCGGAUCGCACAACAGCAGCAACCAGCAGCAGCGAGAGCGCCACCUCGACAGGAGCGGCAGCGACACGGGCGAGAUGCACGAGUCCCUUGGCAAUGGCGCCGGCGGCACACCGCCGCUUCCCAACGGCCGGGCUGCGGCGGCCGGCGCGGCGCGGACGCGCCUGGGCCGCGACGGCCCACCCUCAGAGCUGGACACCAUGAAGGAGAAGUUCGCCAAGCUCCUGCUGGGCGAGGACAUGUCCGGCACCGGCAAGGGCGUGGCGUCCGCGCUGGCGCUGUCCAACGCCGUCACCAACCUGGCGGCGUCCGUCUUCGGCGAGCACCGCAAGCUGGAGCCCAUGGCGCCCGACACCAAGGAGCGCUGGAAGAGGGAGGUGGGAUGGCUGCUCUCCGUCACCGACCACAUCGUCGAGUUCGUGCCCACGCGCCAGACCGCCGAGAACGGGACAACAAUGGAGAUCAUGUCCACGGCGCAGCGGCGCGACCUCGCCAUGAACAUCCCCGCGCUGCGGAAGCUCGACGCCAUGCUCAUCGGCUACAUGGACAACUUCGUUGACCAGACCGAGUUCUGGUACGAGAAGGGCGGUGACAACAAGCGCGACGACGACAAGUGGUGGAUGCCGACGGUGAAGGUGCCGUCGGAGGGGCUGUCGGACGUGACCCGCAAGUGGCUGCAGUACCAGAAGGAGUGCGUCAACCAGGUGCUCAAGGCGGCCAUGGCCAUCAACGCGCAGGUGCUCGUGGAGAUGGAGAUCCCGGAGAUCUACAUCGAGUCGCUGCCAAAGAAAGGGAAGACGAGCCUUGGCGACGCAAUCUACCGCAGCAUCACCGAGGACACGUUCGACCCUCUGGAGUUCUUGGCCGGCAUGGACCUCUCCACGGAGCACAAGGUGCUGGACCUCAAGAACCGCAUCGAGGCCUCCACCGUGAUCUGGAAGCGCAAGAUGCAGACCAAGGACUCCAAGUCCUCGUGGAGCUCCAUCGUCAGCUUCGAGAAGCGCGAGCAGUUCGAGGAGCGCGCCGAGACCAUCCUCCACCUGCUCAAGAUCCAGUUCCCGGGGACGCCGCAGUCGCAGCUCGACAUCUCCAAGAUCCAGUACAACAGGGACGUGGGUUACGCCCUGCUGGAGAGCUACUCGCGCGUGCUGGAGAGCCUGGCGUACAGCGUCAUGUCGCGGAUCGAGGACGUGCUGAGCGCGGACGCGGCGGCGCAGAACCUGACGGCGACGGAGGCGGCGCGGCGGAUGAUGGAGUCGGCGGAGCUGCCCGCGGCGCGGAAGCUGGACGCCAAGGAGGAGCUGGAGAAGCUGAACGAGGCGCCGGCGUCGAUGACGCUCUUCGACUUCAUGGGCUGGCACUUCGACCAGGACGAGCUGAUGAAGCGCAGGGAGGACGGAACGCUGGACGCCGACGGCGAGGCCAUGCUCCUCAAGAAGGCGCCAAGCAUGGCGCCCAAGAAGUUCUCCUACGUCGACAGCCUCGCCGCCGGCGGCAUGAGGAGCCCCUCGGCGCGCCACUGAUAAUAAUAUAUAUAUAUAUAUAUAUGAUCGUCGUCGAUCGUCGCGCCGCCGCGUGCAGCCGCCAUUGACCGGCCGCCGAUCGACGUGCUAGCAGCAGCAGCUCAGUCAUCUACACCAUGGAUUGAUCGUCGAUGGUUCAGAGGAGAAGAAGCGACGACAAUGGAGAGGAGACGGCGGACGGCUCCUCUCCCAUCCGAUUCUUGCUUACGUGUACAUAGCUGAGGCGCAGCACGUACGUACCCAUUGUUUAGUGAUGUUCUCGAUCUCUUACUGAUUCCUUGCCUCUACGUUCUAGAACAUUCUAGAUGAGGGGAAGAAGAGGGCCGGGUGAUUUCAUCCACCUACUACGCAUUCGCAUUCAAGGGUUACCGCUGUGCGUAGCUACUUGCUUAAUUUCUCAACUAGUACUACGUAUUUUGGUUGGACAUACAUGGCUGAUGGAUCUCAAGAGCGGUUCUCCAGAAGAGGAGACACUUUGAGCUCUGGAGUAUAUAUGUAUCAAACUUUGCAGAGAAAAGAAAAACAAACGUGUAUUCUUUGAUUCGUUUCAAGCUAAUCAUUUUUCUGGACU